Colletotrichum phormii is the source of this 1617-nucleotide messenger RNA. Its product is annotated as major facilitator superfamily transporter. Gene Ontology annotation, biological process: transmembrane transport. The transcript has 6 exons. Lineage: Eukaryota; Fungi; Ascomycota; Sordariomycetes; Glomerellales; Glomerellaceae. The record is from RefSeq and is a predicted model, not a curated record. Gene Ontology annotation, molecular function: transmembrane transporter activity. Bases 1 to 1617 code for a protein of 538 amino acids.
AUGAAUCCUCGACAGGACUUUAAUGAGGAUACCGAACAAGCUCUUGGACCCGCUCUCUUCUCUUUCAACUCAUUGACGACCUUGUGCGAAGACGAAGCCAACUCCAACCAUAGCAGCGAUGCCAAGGCCACACCAACUUUGAACUCGCCCUCAACAUCGGAAUCUGGACUAAAUGAAAGCAGUGAUGGAAGUUUUCCUGUACAUCCCACUGUGACCUGGGAUGGACCGGAAGACCCAGAAAACCCCAAGAACUGGAAUCGAAGACAGAAAUGGACUACAUCUUUGAUCAUAUCAUCGUUUGCGUUCCUAUCUCCCCUGUCCUCAUCGAUAGCUGCCCCAGCUUUAGGACCGAUCGGCCACGACCUACACAUCACCAACGACGUUGAGCGUCAAUUGGUGCUUUCGAUAUUCCUCCUCACAUACGCACUAGGGCCUUUCGUGUUAUCACCUUGCUCGGAGAUAUGGGGCCGAACGCCAAUUGUACGAGUUGGGAAUCUAAUCUUUAUCAUCUCUACUGCCCUUUGCGGGUUUGCAGCAUCCAAGGGGCAGAUCCUAGCUUUUCGCUUCCUUGCUGGAAUAGGCGGAAGCGCGACUAUAGGCAUGGGCAGUGGCGUACUAGCUGACUGCUGGAAGCCAGAGGAGCGAGGCAAAGGCAUUGCAUUCAUGCAAUUUGCUCCCGUCUUAGGUCUCGCACUCGGCCCUAUUGCGGGUGGGUAUAUUUCUCAAUACGCUACCUGGCGCUGGACCUUUUGGUCCGUGGUCAUCUUGAACUUCACGGUGCAAAUCGUAGCCUUUAUUUUCCUCAGGGAGACAUACGCCCCACGAAUUUUGCACCUGAAGGCUAAGCGAAUUCGCAAGCUCUAUAACGAUGCAUCCUUUCAGACGGAGUGGGAAAAGCAAGAUCGCACACUUGCCGUCGUCCUCAGGACCAGUCUAUCUCGACCAUGGAUCAUGCUGGCAACUCAGCCCAUCAUCCAAAGUCUAGCUCUGUACCAAGCGUUCAACUUUGGACUGCUCUAUCUCAUUAUCUCUAGCUUCCCGAGGUUAUGGGAGCAUUACUACGGAAUGCACAAGGGGCAAGCGAGUCUGAACUACAUCUCUAUUGCCCUCGGCGCGUUGAUUGGUGUUUUGAUCUCCGCUCCGACAAUCGAUCUGAUUUAUCAAAGACUGAAACGGAGAAACGGUAUUGAGAAAGAUGAAAAGGGAGUCCCAGAGUUCCGAAUACCCUUAAUGGUUCCAGCCUCUCUUCUUACGCCCUGUGGGAUAAUCCUCUUCGCUUGGACUGCGCAAAACAAGAUGCAUUUCAUGCUUCCCAACGUGGGCAUAGCCAUCACUAUUGGCAGCAGCAUGGUCUCAUACCAAUGCAUCUCGGCUUACAUCGCCGACUGCUACUCUCUUCACACUGCCUCGGCCUCAGCGGCCUGUUGCUUCAUGAGGUCCAUGUUUGCUUUCGCAUUUCCAUUGUUUGUCCCAGCCUUAUUCAGAAAUCUUGGCUAUGGCCUGGGUGGGAGUUUGCUGGCAAUCAUUGCAGUGGUCAUUGGUGUGCCAGCGCCUUUGUUGCUCUGGAGAUAUGGAGCAAAGUUACGGGCUCUCAGUAGAUUUGGUGUUGCUGAAUAG